UAGCCGUGAUUAGUUGAAAGAUUUAUUUGGCCCCCAAGUCUGAUACGGGCUAACGCCACCUCCUGUGAAAUAAGUUUAUUUUAUAUUUAUAUAGUUGUAUGCUAAAUAACUAGUCUACACACACUACGCCGAUAUUUUUGGUAAAUACACGCGCGAAGUUAUCGAUUCGGAAGAGACAUUAACGGCGCCGGAGGAUCGGCUAACGAGCAACAGACAGAGCAGCGCACUGCCCCCACGUUGUGAAGGUGUAAAGUUUGCAGCACAUUGUGAAAUCACGCGCGGUCGACGCUGACGACGGAACAAGGAGCAACAGUCUUAGUGCAGUGCAUGUGUUUGCGCUUUGUUUGAGGAGCCCCCGGAGUGACGAAGAAAUAUGUUUGGCGGCUCGAAACCCACGUUUGGAGCCACGCCCACUGCCACCAGCUUUGGCGGGUUUAGCAACACGGCCACGACCACACCAUUCGGUCAGACGGCCUUUGGCAAGCCAGCGGCACCAGCGUUUGGCAACACCUCGACCUUUGCCGCCCAACCCGCCCAGCCAUCGCUCUUUGGGUCCCCAGCAACGCCGGCGCAGCCAGCUGGUGGCAUGUUUGGGGCCAGUACGUCCAGCGCCUUUGGCGGCACCACCGCAGCGCCCACAUCAUUUGGAGCGUUCUCGCAGCCCCAGCAGCCAGCGAACAUCUUUGGAUCGACACAGGCGGCACCCAACACCUCGCUCUUUGGCCAGGCAGCAACGCCGGCAUUCGGAGCCGCCAAGCCGGCCACCCUGGGCAUGACCGCCUUUGGUCAGACGCCAGCAGCACAGCCGACAUCGUCGCUGUUUGGUCAGACGACGGCCGCCACCAGCGCAUCGGCAUUCGGAAACUUUGGCCAGGCAGCGCCCACCACCACAAAUGUCUUUGGCAGUGGGGCCGCAUCGGCGUUCGCCCAGCCCCAGGCAGCGGCCGUGGGCGGUGGCGUCAAUAUGGGCACGGCAUUGGUCAAGUAUCAGCCAACGAUGGGCACAGACACGCUGAUGAAGGGCGGACAGCCGAACAGUGUGAGCACCAAGCAGCACUGCAUCACGGCCAUGAAGGAGUACGAACUCAAGUCGCUGGAGGAGCUGCGCCUGGAGGAUUAUCUCAGUUCGCGCAAGGGUCCGCAGGCGGGCAGCACAGCGGGUGCCUUUGGUUUCGGUAGUCCGGCCACAGCCGCCCAGCCCCCAGCCUCGGGUCUGUUCGGCAGCGCUGUCCAGCCGAGUGCGGGACUCUUUGGCCAGUCGGUGGGUCAGGAGAACAAGAGUCUGUUCGGCACAUCGGCCUUUGGUCAGCCGGCCACGAGCAGCGCCUUCGGGGCACCCGCCCAGCAGAACAGUUUCCUCCAGAAGCCAUUCGGAGCGACACCCGGCACGGCCUUUGCCCAGCCCCAGGCAGCGGAUGCCUCGAAUCCGUUCGGGGCCAAGCCGGCCUUUGGCCAGGGCGCCAGCAUGUUUGGCCAGGCACCCGCCACCAGUGCGGCCCCAGCCUUUGGCCAGGCCAACACAGGAUUCGGCUCCUUUGGUUCGACGGCAGGACAACAGCCGCAACAGACGUCGCUCUUUGGCAGCACCCCCGCCGCGGAUCCCAACAAGUCGGCCUUUGGCCUGGGCACAGCUGCAACGGCGGCCAAUACAGGCUUUGGCUUCGGUUCCCCGGCCACCAGCACGGCUGGAGGAGGCCUGUUUGGGGCCAAGCCGGCCACCAGCUUUGCGGCGCCCGCCUUCGGAGCCACCUCAACGGCCAACACGGGCUUCGGUAACUUUGGGAUGACCAACAGCAGCGUCGCCGCGGGCGGAGGACUCUUCAACAAUGCGGGAGGCAUGAACAAGCCAGCCACCACGGGAUUUGGCGGCUUUGGAGCCACAGCCGCGGCGCCGCUCAACUUUAAUGCCGGCAACACGGGAGGAUCGCUCUUUGGGAAUGCAGCCAAGCCCGGAGGCGGCAUGUUCGGAGGAGCAUCCACGCUGGGUGGCCAGCAGCAGGGCGGACAAGUGGGCGGCGUCGGAGGAGGACUCUUUGGCGGUGGCACUGGUGCCUUUGGCACAGGCGGUGGCUCACUCGGCGGUGGCGGAGCGUUUGGCAGCCUCGGGGGCAACACAUCGAUGACCGGCGGCAUGGGAAUGGGGGCCCACCAGCAGAUGGGCGUCGGCGGUGGCAUGAUGCAGCAAUCACAGCAGCCCAUCCAUCAGCAGAUCCUGGCCCGUGUGACCUCGCCCUACGGCGAUACGCCCAUCUUCAAGGACCUGCGGAACGGCGACGAGGCGGACGCCACGCGUGCCACCAACCCAGCCGCACAGCAGGCGGUGAUGGACAUGAACAACAAGCAGUUCAAGAUCAACACCAACGCGAAUCCGGCGCCCGUGAAGGUGAAGGCCGCUGGUACUGUCACCCGAAAGUCCCUGUUCUCGGGUCUCGAGGAGUUCGACGGCAGUGUCGAGGGCUUCAACAUCAAGCCGAAUUCCAAGCGUCUGGUGAUCAAGCCCAAGGACAAGGCUGCCGAUAUUUCAAACUCCCACUCGCCGGCGAACAGCAGCGGUCCGCACAGCGUCUAUACGUCUUUGGGACGCUCCCAGCGAGAGUCCUUUAAUGGAGCCAUUCCCACUGAACAGACACCGCCAACAGCAUCAGCAGCCGCGUCGGCCAGCAGCGCAGGUUUCUCGCCCAGAGACAGCAGAGAGCACCACCAGCAGCAGCAGCAGCAGCAGCAGGACACGAGUCGGCGCGAGUCCUGGCUGCAUCCCAAGAAUCUGGAGAUGGUGCGCCAGCGCAACAUCCAGACGGGCAUGGACCAGCAGCAGUCGCCCCACAACAGUACCCUCAACGAGCUGGUGCCGCGCAAACCACUCGAGACCUACCGCACCAGCUCCACGAUGCGCCUGUCCGUCUCCACCAUACCAGAGAACCCGUUCGAGGAUCUGUCGCAGACCAGCGCCAGUGCCAUUGCCCGGCGGGACACCUUCGGCUCGGAGCAGCAGCAGGCCAAUGACAGCGCCCACUCGAAUCGUUCCCACGAUGACGAGACUUCAGCGAAUCGCUCCAGACUGGCCAUAGAGGCGGCAGCGGGUGCGGCUGAGGCGGCGGACUAUGAGCCACAUCCCACGGGGAUAGUGCUGCGACGCGUAGGCUACUACACGAUACCCUCGCUGGAUGAUCUCAAGUCGUACCUGGCCGAGGAUGGGUCCUGUGUGGUGCCCAAUUUCACCAUUGGACGCGAGGGCUAUGGCAAUGUCUUCUUUGGCAAGGAAAUGGACGUGGCUGGACUGAAUCUGGAUGAGAUUGUUCACUUCCGUAACAAGGAGAUUAUCAUUUAUCCGGACGAUGAGAACAAGCCGGCCAUCAACCAAGGCCUCAAUCGUGAGGCACAGGUCACCCUCGAUCAGGUGUGGCCCGUGGACAAGACCCAGCAUGUGGCUGUUAAGGAUGCGCAGCGUCUGAUCGAAAUGGACUGGGAGGGAAAGCUGCGUCGCGUCUGCGACAAGAACGAUACGCGCUUCAUCGAGUACCGCCCAGAGACGGGCAGUUGGGUGUUCCGAGUGAAGCACUUCUCCAAGUACGGCCUGGAUGACAGCGACGAGGAGGACAGCAAUGACAAAGUGCCCACCGAUCCAAAGAAGGUGAAAAUGACGGCCCUCGAGACACAUUAUCGAGCAGCAGCAGCGGCGGCAGCGGCCCAGGAUAACGUGGAGAAGAUGACGCUCAAUUCGUUGCGGCAUGCCCAGCGUAUAUCCGAGGAUGCGGCACGCUCGCUGGAUCCCAAGGCAUUGGUGGCGAAUGUGGCCGGCAGCAGUUUCCGGCCCAUGGACGACUCGGCCGAGUUUAUGCUAAUGGAUAAGACACAAUUCUUUCAGGCUGGCGCUGGCACGGACUUCUCCAUGUUUGAGGCGCCACGACAUCAGCAGCAGACAAUUGUCAGCCCCACAGCGAUGCUGGCCAAGGAGAUGGCCGGCAAUGAGCCGCAUAAAAUGCAACUGAUGAAGUCCUCGCUGUUUGUCGAGGACGAUGACGCCAGCGAAGAUGAAGUUAGAGUGACUUCCAACCGCUUUCAACGCCAACGCAACUUGCUUCAGGGAGGGCCCAGCGCCUGGACAGACAUGGGCGGAGCCUCUGAAUCCUCCAGUCCAUACGAUUUUGGACGCACAUCUGCCGGCCUGCCCGUCUCCUCGUCGGCCUCUGUGACCAGUCUGGUGCAAUCAGAUGAGACCUCUUCGCUGGCCACUGGCAGCAACUUUGGGGAUAAACCAAAGGCAGGUGGAACAGCAGCAGCAGCCGCACCCUCCAAGCUGCGGCCGUUUAAGUUUGUGAGCAAACCGAAGGUGGCGCCCGUUAAGGUUUUUGGCACCAUAGUGCCACUGAACCGCUCGAUUCUGUACGAGCAACGCCACAAAUGGGUGGCCGAUUUGGGCUUCUACAAGGGACACGGCCUGAAGCUGAGCUUUGGCCCGCACAACACACUGAUGGUGCCACAGACGCUGAUCAAUGUGCGCAGCGCCAUAGAAGAUGCUAGCGUGACGCCAGCCUCUCUGGUGUUUAUGCCACGUUCGGCCAAUGAUUUCUCGCCAGUUUUGUGGAAAUUGUGCAACUUUAAUAUGGUGCAUGGCCAUGCUAGUUUUCGCGAGACAAUUGUGCCCCAUUUGGAGGUGCAGCUGGGCGAGGGCAUUGCCGUGGAGAUCGAGAAUAGCCAAUGCCCAUGGCUGCAUGCGGGCACUGGCACGCAGCUGAUUGCCAAACAUCUAAGAGAAUCCCUGAAGCUGCGCAACUUUGGAGCCCUCGAGGAAUACGGUGUGUCCGUGUGGUCCCUUCUGUAUGCGCUGUGGGGGCAGCACGAAGAGCUGGCGGAUGAAACGAACGACCCAAACAGCCACUACGUGGUCAUGUGUCGGCGCAAUCUGUUCUCCGAGUGGCUGGAGAACACCCUAGUGGGCAGGGAUCUGCUGACCAAGAAGGUCAGCAGCCACAGCUACCUGGACCACAUGCUCGAUCUGCUCAGCUGCCAUCGCGUGAGCGAAGCCUGCGAUCUGGCCUUGAACUACGACGAUGCCAAUCUGGCGCUGAUUCUCGCCCAGCUGGGAUCCGGUGCCGUCUUUCGCAUGCUCAUGGAGGAGCAACUGUUCGCCUGGCAGCAGAGCAAAUCGGAUAAAUUCAUCGAUCUGAACCGCCUCAAGAUGUACAUGAUGGCGGCGGGUGUCAAUAUGAUGCAAUCCUCCCAGGGUACCAUCAAUCUGAUGGAGGACAACAGCUGGCUGACGGUGGUGGGCAUGGAGCUGUGGUACUUCAGGGCACCCACCUCCUCCAUUACGGACGCCCUAAUGGAGUACGACAAGGCCUACCAGUCCGAGGAGUGCUACGCAAAGCCGCCCAGCCCCACCUACAAGGGCGUGUCCACCACUGCAGAGAGGAAGACACCUGUGUACGACCUGCGAUACCAUCUGCUGCAGCUGUACUCCAAGCGGAUGCAUUCCCUGGAGGAGACUCUGAAUCCCAUAACCCACACAAACGAUCCCAUGGACUUUCGUUUAAGUUGGCUGCUGCUGCAAAGCUUGUCGGCUUUGGGCUAUCGCCACUGCUCGCCCCUGACGGAGGCCCAGCUGACGGUGGACUUUGCCAGCCAGUUGGAGAACGAGGGCCUCUGGCAGUGGGGCAUCUUUGUGCUGCUGCACAUCGAGAGCCGUGAGCGGCGUGAGAGGGCCGUGCAACAGAUGCUGCUGCGCAACGUGAGCGUCUUGGCCCAGGCGGCGCACAACGACGAGGAGCGCUUCAUUGUGGAGCAGCUGGGUGUGCCCAAGUCGUGGCUGGACUAUGCCAAGGCUGUGCGGGCCGGUUCCCUCGGCCAGCGACAUUUGCAGGCGAAGCAUCUGCUGACGGCCAAGCACUGGGCGGAGGCGCACGAGAUCAUCUUUCAGUACAUUGCGCCCGAUGCCAUCAUCAAUGGCAAGACGGAGUAUCUGCAUCGUCUGCUCAUCCAGUUCGAGGACACCGAGGGCAGCAGCAGCAGCAUCCGAGUGCCGAACUGGGCCAAUCAGGGUCAGAUAUUCCUCGACUAUAUCGAUAUCAGCUCAAAGUUCAAGCAGAUACGGAGCGUGCAGAAUAUUGAGGACAUCAAGGCGCGCUGGGAGAACCUGAAGCCACAGCUGAGCGAGAUCUGUUCGCGCAUCAGCCUGCUGCCGUGCCCCACGGCCAAGCAUCGUCUGUGCCAGACGGAGAUCUCGCAGAGCCUCAACUGUCUGGUGCAUGGCAUGUGCAUUGUCAGCCCCCAAAUUCAGUCCUCCGCCGUACUAAAAGUGGCACUCGAAAAGCUGCCGAUGCCCCAGGAGUUCCUUUCGAAGGAGUUGCGCAUACUGCUGGACGAGCUGCUGGAAGAUCUGGAGCAGAAAACUACCUUCCGUGAGCGGAUCAGCGGCAUGGAUAUCACCUAAGCCAAAACGGAAAAUGCACGAAAAUUAAAGUUAAGAUCGAAUCUAAGUCUAGAUAUAACCACUGAUUAGCAUCUACCCUAAAAAAUAAAAAAAAAAACAAGAAGACAGAAUUAGAGUAAGAUUACGAUCUAAGCAAAACGUUUCGUCAACGGUGAGAGGGAGAGAAAGGGAGAUCACGUUCACACCACAGUUAUUAUAAAUGUCUUUGUUAUUUUGUUAAUUCGAUUAUAUUUCCAAUUUCUUGCACGUGUGACUAUCAUUAUGUAAGACCUUUUUGGUAAACAAUAAAAUUGAUUUGAUUGUUUUUACACACUAAA
This is a messenger RNA of Drosophila obscura, 6747 nucleotides long. RefSeq names its product nuclear pore complex protein Nup98-Nup96 (gene Nup98-96). Gene Ontology annotation, cellular component: nuclear pore cytoplasmic filaments; nuclear pore. Gene Ontology annotation, molecular function: structural constituent of nuclear pore. Lineage: Eukaryota; Metazoa; Arthropoda; Insecta; Diptera; Drosophilidae. Gene Ontology annotation, biological process: protein import into nucleus; post-transcriptional tethering of RNA polymerase II gene DNA at nuclear periphery; RNA export from nucleus. The record is from RefSeq and is a predicted model, not a curated record. The transcript is spliced from 10 exons. The coding region runs from base 374 to 6430 and encodes 2018 amino acids.